UCAUCAUGUACAUUAGCUCUGUUUCUAUUCCAGAAAGUAGGCCGGAAAAGAAAUUAAUGGCCUCCACGGACGCAUCUGCUGUCUUCUCCUCUUUUGAUCUGCCUUCGUGUGUUGUUUUUUCUAGUCUGUAUAAACAGUCCAACAGACCAAGGCUCCAGAUCCUGGUGGCCUAACUAAAUAAACAAGGCCAGGCCCAAUUAUAAAAUAAACGGGCCGAUGGGCCUAGGCCAGUUCAUGGCGUAGUCAGUAGGGGAGCUAUAAAUGGCUAUUGCGGUAGCUUGAAGAGUGGUUACUUAUACAAUCUGAAAUUGAAACCCUAGUCGGAGCCGAUAGCAGCGUCAGACAGAUAAGCGCAAAGCCAUACAAUCUCAGAUAUUUUGGUUCAAUCAUGGCAGACGAAACUCAAAAUGAAGUGAAGGAUGAAGUGGCAGAACUUGCCCCUUUCGAUCCUACUAAGAAGAAGAAGAAGAAGAAGGUCGUAAUUCAGGACCCUGCAGAUGAUUCUGUGGAUAAGUUGGCUGAAAAAACCGAAAGCUUGUCAGUUUCUGAAGGGGUUGAAAAUACCUUCUCUGGUAUGAAAAAGAAGAAGAAGAAACCUGUAGAAACUGAUAUCUUAAAUGACGAUGGUGGGGAUGGCAAGGAAGAUUUGGAUGAUCAUAAUGGUGAGGAUGAAGAAGGAGAAGGCAUUGUCCUACAACCACGGUAUCCUUGGGAAGGAAGUGACCGAGACUACAAAUAUGAGGAGCUUCUUGGUAGGGUGUUUAACAUUCUUCGGGAGAAUAAUCCAGAGCUUGCUGGAGAUAGGAGGAGAACAGUUAUGAGGCCCCCACAAGUCCUUCGUGAAGGCACAAAGAAAACCGUUUUUGUGAACUUCAUGGAUCUGUGCAAGACGAUGCAUAGGCAGCCUGAUCAUGUCAUGGCCUUCUUGCUGGCUGAACUUGGGACAAGUGGAUCGCUUGAUGGACAGCAAAGAUUAGUUGUGAAGGGAAGAUUUGCACCAAAGAAUUUUGAAGGGAUCUUGCGAAGAUAUAUCAAUGAGUAUGUAAUAUGCCUUGGGUGCAAAAGUCCAGACACAAUUCUUUCAAAGGAGAAUCGUCUCUUCUUUCUCAGAUGCGAGCAGUGCGGCUCUGGGCGAUCAGUUGCUCCAAUCAAGGCUGGUUUUGUGGCUCGUGUUGGUCGGCGGAAUGCUGGAACAUGAUUUGGGCAGUUAUCCUUUUACCAUUUUUGGAGUUGAUGAGAAGACUUUUCAGACCCCUUCAUGUAUGAUUUUAUGUUUAGCACACACCUCUAUGGCUAUGGCAGCGGUUGAAGCCGAUUUUGACUGGAAGUUGAAUAUGCUAUAAAAUCCUUUUAGUCGUGGGGUAUAUGGAUAUGGAUGAUGUAGAAGGUGUGAAUGUUUACUUUGAGCAGGCUUUAUAUUUGCUUCGUUAUGAUCUGACACCCAUUUUACAUUGUGGAAUUCAUGGUGUGAGUGUGUGUGAGAAUUAUAUAUGUUAAUAAGUCCAUCGCCACAGUCGAAGCCAGUUCUUUUUCCGCUGCCUCAUCCUUGGAUCUAUUGGGUGUUGUUUGUGUUUAAUUAAAUUGGAGGCAGCCCUUUGGACUA
Vitis riparia (riverbank grape) is the source of this 1603-nucleotide messenger RNA. Its product is annotated as eukaryotic translation initiation factor 2 subunit beta. Gene Ontology annotation, cellular component: eukaryotic translation initiation factor 2 complex. The transcript has 10 exons. The coding region runs from base 389 to 1198 and encodes 269 amino acids. Lineage: Eukaryota; Viridiplantae; Streptophyta; Magnoliopsida; Vitales; Vitaceae. The record is from RefSeq and is a predicted model, not a curated record. Gene Ontology annotation, molecular function: translation initiation factor binding; mRNA binding; translation initiation factor activity. Gene Ontology annotation, biological process: translational initiation; formation of translation preinitiation complex; formation of cytoplasmic translation initiation complex.